CCGCGACCAGAAGGGACCUCAGAUCUGGAGGUUCCGCUCGCGGUAAUGGCAAGCCGCGAUGGCGCAUUGGGACAUGAGUGACCUCGCUACGGUGGAGAAGAGACUCAACGCUGCAUUGGAAGACGCCUCGACAAAUCGUACAGAGCGACGUAAAUCGGCAGGGCUGGAGUGGGAAGCCUCGAACACCGCCGACCCCAAUCGUAUCAGCUUCCUGGGCCUCUCCCUCGAACUGCGGGAAAUGAUAUACAAAGAGGCUCUCGUCUGCGAGGAGUUGACUUGCAACUGGCUUCCCGACAAUCCUGAAGAACGAUACAUCAACAAGAACAACCGCAAAGCUCAACCAAACGUGGCUCUUUUUGAUGUUUGUCGUCAGAUAAGCGCCGAAGCACAAAAGGUCUAUUACGGCAUCAACACCUUCACCACUCGCCGAAUGUUUGCCUUCGAACUGGCUGGCCGAUACGCUAUGAUGGUGCCCGCUCCUUACAAGGACCUUGUCCGUCAAGUCCAAUACUCUUUCGACUUCAGACAUGUGUAUUGUCGCCCAAACCAGUUUCGCACCUACAUCGACAUGGUACGGAGAUGGUUUCCCUCCGCACAUGUUGAGAUCAAGCUCUGGGACUACCCCUCUUCUGCUCACUUCGAGAACUUUACAUCCCGAGAAGAGCAUUCCAAUCCUGGAAUCGGUUUGUGGAGAGAAUUGACCGGCUGGGAUGAGAUUCCUGAGGGGUUUGGGGUCACCAUCGAGGGAGUUGGUUUCUAUCAUAAGCACCUCGUAGAUGCUCUGGAAAGAUGGAGGAGCCAGGGUACCGCCUACAAGCAAGGAAAGGCACAUCUCAUUGGCUAGGGGUAAUGUAGAUUGAAGUGUAUACCCUGGGAUCGAGUUACGACUUUCGUCCUAACUACUCGAAUCAGUAUCGAAGAAACGAUAAUUGGUGAUGGCGCCGUCUGAGGCAGCUAGAGGAAAUGUUUACACAUGAUUCUCAAC
Molecule: messenger RNA, 985 nt
Organism: Mytilinidion resinicola
Lineage: Eukaryota; Fungi; Ascomycota; Dothideomycetes; Mytilinidiales; Mytilinidiaceae
Exons: 2
Coding region: 59-844 (261 amino acids)
Source: RefSeq, a predicted model, not a curated record